Messenger RNA from Magallana angulata, 1313 nucleotides. Its product is annotated as 60S ribosomal protein L3-like. The coding region runs from base 69 to 1274 and encodes 401 amino acids. Gene Ontology annotation, biological process: translation; ribosomal large subunit assembly. Gene Ontology annotation, molecular function: structural constituent of ribosome; RNA binding. The record is from RefSeq and is a predicted model, not a curated record. Gene Ontology annotation, cellular component: cytosolic large ribosomal subunit; ribosome. The transcript is spliced from 8 exons. Lineage: Eukaryota; Metazoa; Mollusca; Bivalvia; Ostreida; Ostreidae.
UUUUAUAUUUUUCAAUCGAAGUUGCAAAUUGCCGUAAAGUGUACUGUCUUUCCACGUUCGUCGCCGAAAUGUCCCAUCGGAAGUUUUCGGCUCCUCGCCACGGAUCUAAGGCGUUCCUCCCCAAAAAGCGCUCCAGGCGCCAUAGGGGGAAAUGCAAGUCUUUCCCUAAAGACGAUAAAUCAAAGCCCUGUCAUUUAACGGCAUUUUUGGGUUAUAAAGCAGGAAUGACCCAUAUUGUGAGAGAAGUUGAUAGACCUGGAUCCAAGUCCAACAAGAAGGAGAUUGUGGAGGCAGUUACCAUCCUUGAGACUCCACCAAUGAUGAUUGUCGGUGUGGUUGGCUACAUUGAAACCCCCAAGGGAUUGAGAGCUUUCAAGACCAUCUUUGCUGAGCACCUUAGUGAGGACUGUAGAAGAAGAUUCUACAAGAACUGGUACCGUGCCAAGAAGAAGGCCUACACCAAGUAUUCCAAGAAAUGGCAGGAUGAGGAUGGCAAGAAGGAGAUCGAGAGAGACUUUGCCAAGAUGAAGAAGUACUGCAAAGUCAUCCGUGUCAUUGCUCACACCCAGAUGAAGCUUUUGAAGAAACGCCAGAAGAAGGCCCACAUCAUGGAGGUGCAAGUAAACGGAGGCACCGUCAACCAGAAGGUAGACUGGGCCCGCGAGAAGCUGGAGAAGGCGGUACCUAUUGAGCAGGUGUUUGCCCAGGAUGAGAACAUUGACUGCAUCGGAGUGACCAGAGGAAGAGGAUUUAAAGGUGUAACAUCCAGAUGGCACUGCAAGAAACUGCCCAGGAAGACACACAAAGGUCUGCGUAAGGUUGCCUGUAUUGGAGCAUGGCAUCCUAGCAGAGUUCAGUUCAGUGUGGCCCGUGCCGGUCAGAAGGGAUACCAUCACCGUACCGAGAUCAACAAGAAGAUCUACCGCAUCGGCAAAGGCAUCCACACCAAGGAUGGCAAGGUCAUCAAGAACAACGGAGCCACAGAUUAUGACCCAGCUGACAAGACCAUUACUCCCAUGGGAGGCUUCCCUCAUUACGGAGAGGUCAACCAGGACUUUGUCAUGAUCAAGGGAUGCUGCAUGGGAUCCAAGAAGAGAGUUAUCACUCUUAGAAAGUCCCUGCUGGCUACGUUCAGGAAGAAGGCUAUGGAGAAGAUCAGCCUUAAGUUCAUCGAUACUUCCAGCAAGUACGGCCAUGGACGCUUCCAGACCUUCGAGGAGAAAAAGAACUUCUUGGGUCCUCUCAAGAAGGAUGCCCAGAAAGAGGCUGCAUGAAUGUGAAGGGACAGAAAAUAAAGAUUUGUGGCCAAAUGA